CGAAAACAUUAUUUUGUUUACAUGUAUCACCAUUUAAAUUGUAAAAUUACGUUGCAAUGUCAGAGAAUUCUAUGGACUUGAACUUUUCUGUGAAAAUGUUUAAAAGUACGAGUAUUACAAUUAAACAUUAUGUUUCAAUAUUAUAAUGCCGUUGAGGAUCAAGGAUUAUAAUGUCCAUUGGAACUAGCUUAAUUUGAACUCAUUCGUAUAAUUAUUUUCAAUUUUGAUAAAAACGUAGUUAUCUGAAAUAAAAAAUACUUAAAGAUGCAAAAUAUUAUGCAAUCUAUAAGAGAAUGUAAUACCAUUCGGUAUACAUCUUAUAGAACAGCGGCAAAAAUGCAAAUUUUACACAAAGAACUUAGUAUGCAGUACAUUCAAUUGGAAUUAAUCGCCGGUGUCUUUGAACGUCAUAGACUUUCGAUCACAGAAAAUUGUGUAAAUUUGGAUCCAAGCGAAAUUGAAGAUGUCCUUUCAGACAUUUAUUUUGCAGCAUGCAAAGAGAAUAAUACUAAUUUUGAUAUCGAUCUUACGACGAAACUUGCUGUAAAUUACAUUUUGACUACAUUUGAUAAACAAUGUACUAGAAGCGUAUCGGUAUUUUCCGUGAAAGUUGCUUUAAUAUUAAUGUGCUCUGGGAGAUUGCAAGAGAAAUAUGGUUAUUUCUACCAACAAUUAGCGGACCACAAUGCGUGUUUGUCCAAAGCUAGUUUGCACACGUUAUUAACAAAUAUUUGUAAAAUUACGGAAAUGCUUGGAGAAAGUGCUGCGUAUGGAUAUCAAAACAUUCAAUUACACGUUGACAGUUGUUUUUCAAAGUCUCAAGGAUGCCUUGGAGUUACCGAAUCAGAGUUCGCAGCAUGGAUCAUGCAAGAACCUCCUUUGCUUGUUUGGAUAACGACAUUUAAUCGUAUGAAAUCUGCAGAAAACAUUACACAUAAUGUCAGAUGCUCCUCUUGCAAAGCAUCGACCAUUCAAGGACCACGGUACACAUGCUUGAAAUGUACAGCGUAUCAUCAGUGCCAACAAUGUUUUUUAUACAGUAAAAUAUCAGGGAAGCACAAGUUGAAGCAUCCAGUUCGCGAGUUUUGUACCAAGACUUCAAAUCGAGAAGUAACAAAGUUAAUUAUUGAGUUAAUAAGGAACAAAUUGAGAUUGUGCCCUGCCAGGUCGAUCGAAAUGAACAUUGAGGAUCAGACACCGCAUAUAACCAGCAAUGAGAUAUCACACAUCGACAAUGAAUCAUUAAGGGGUACAAUGAAAAAACGAGUCCUAAGUGAUCCACAAAAAGAGCUACAGAGCAUAAUUACUCAUUUGGAGCAAGAAAAUAAGGAAUUGCAAAUCGAAUUACUCGAUAUACAGGGUACCAGAGCAGAAAGACUCCAGCGUCACAGAGUUACUAUCGAAUCACAGCUACAACGGUUAAAAUUAUUAAAAAAAUAUUUGUUUGCCGAUAGAACUCACACACCUCAAGUAAUUAAUCACAUGCAGAGUACGCCUAUGGUUCCACCUUUGUCAUCGAGGCUAGCUGCUUUACCUAUAAAUUUUGAAUUGAGCCCAAUUAUUCGGCAAGAAAAUAUAGAACAGAUCUCGAACUCGAACGAUACAGAUACGCUGCAAACGAACACUUUUAAUCCAACGUUAUCUGUAGAAUGCGGCACCGAAGAAAACCACGAUGUUAUUUGCGCUGGAGAAGCGUCUACCAGCUCAAGUUUCAGUAAUACACUAGAAUCUACUCGCAUAGAACUCAGUACAUGGAUCGGAGGAACAAAGAGAUUAGAAAUAAGUCCUGCCGCUAGUGGUUUUUCUCAGUGGUUAGGCUCGACCGAUUCCGGGUGCAAGAAAGAAAAGUAUUCGAUGAAAACUAUGACAGCCAGCACCGAAAACGAAUCGCCGUUAAUAAUUUCUGAAUCUCUUAUGGGCAUUCAUAGGAAUAAUACACCGUCUUCUCUUCAGAGGCCAGACAAACAUUCGCAGCACAGUAGUUUACAAAAUAUUCAGGGUGACUUAAAUGACAUAUUAGAUAGAUUACAAAAUAUGGUUGCUGAUGACUGUUUACUCGACGAUUCUUACGUUGCUAAUGAUAAUUGUAAAUUGAAACGUGCUACAACUGAAAUGGAAGAUUUGUUAACAGGACUUAUUCAAGGUAUGGAAUCCCGUAAAAGUAAACUUACUACUAUAGUGUGAUUAAAUUUUUAAAUCGCAACCAAGCGCUCGGCAAUUCCAAAGUAAAUAUCUACGAAAUAAAUAUCUCCGUCCGCGAAGCGAAACAUUUUUAACUAUAUCUAAUUGUAAGUUAUCGAUACCAAUGUUAAUGA
Colletes gigas is the source of this 2315-nucleotide messenger RNA. Its product is annotated as dystrophin-1-like. Gene Ontology annotation, cellular component: plasma membrane. The record is from RefSeq and is a predicted model, not a curated record. The transcript has 12 exons. The coding region runs from base 265 to 2184 and encodes 639 amino acids. NCBI's taxonomy places the organism in Eukaryota, Metazoa, Arthropoda, Insecta, Hymenoptera, Colletidae. Gene Ontology annotation, biological process: synaptic signaling. Gene Ontology annotation, molecular function: zinc ion binding.